Messenger RNA from Gymnodraco acuticeps, 4087 nucleotides. RefSeq names its product protein phosphatase 1 regulatory subunit 3A (gene ppp1r3f). The record is from RefSeq and is a predicted model, not a curated record. The coding region runs from base 352 to 2172 and encodes 606 amino acids. The transcript has 4 exons. Gene Ontology annotation, biological process: regulation of glycogen biosynthetic process. Gene Ontology annotation, cellular component: protein phosphatase type 1 complex. NCBI's taxonomy places the organism in Eukaryota, Metazoa, Chordata, Actinopteri, Perciformes, Bathydraconidae. Gene Ontology annotation, molecular function: protein phosphatase 1 binding; glycogen binding.
AGCCUAAACCAAAACAGAAGAGGGGGGAAGUCGCAGGAUUAUACCAUCUCUAAAGACACAUUUGGGGCAUGGAGAGCUCUGUAGGUCAGCGCUAAAAUUAGAAGCUUUUCCUUCCGCGACAGCAGCCAAACUGCGGUGCAUAAAGUCAUGUAAACCGGGGGAUACUCUAUCACAAGGGCUGGCAGCAAACACAUGUUUCCAUGGGUGACAUUUAACGCUGGGACUAGAGAGGCUCCGUGCGUAACAGGAACAGCACUGGAUCUACUGCUGCGCAAAUAAUGAGCAUUUGGUAGUGAUUUUUUAUUUUUUGGAGACGCCAUAUGUACACAGCUUCCAUGAGUGUCUGCAGAAAUGUCUUUUUUAUCCAUACCAAGUCAGGAGGGCCUUUUCACCACCAUUAAAAUCAACAAAUCCGCCGUGAACGCAGAGAGAAACUGCAUGGACGACGAUGACGAUGAUGAAGACGAUGACAGCGAAAACAUGCGCCUCAUCCCCAGAUGCUCCCCGGUGCCCAGGAAGAGAGGCCACUCCAUUUACGAUGAAACCGCAGAGUAUUUACGCAUCCAAUUGGCGCUGUCCGUGCGCAAGAAGGUGCAAUUCGCCGACACAACAGGUGGGGAUCUGGUGGAUGUGAAGGAAUUUGUUGCCUUUGACUCGGACAGUGAAGAGGAGAGCGCACGGUGGGAGGAAGAGGAGGCAAAGUAUAGGAAGCCGGAGAGGGAGCCCACUUAUCAUGUGCACCCAGAGUUCAGUGCGCCCAGCGGGGGGUCCCUGCUGCAGGCUGUGCACGCGAGCAAAGUGGAAGUGGAGCAGAUUUCCCCCGCAGAGGAUGAGCCUCUUGCUCUCAGAGGGCUGAUCAGAGUCCUGAACGUGUCCUUCCACAAAGCAGUGUACAUCAGAUCCACCAUGGACAGCUGGGCGUCCUACUUUGACCACCCUGCAGAGUACGUGCAGGGCUCUAAUGAUGGGAACACUGACCAGUUCUCCUUCAAGCUGUCCUUUGCACCUCCUUACAUCACUCACGGCUCUCGCAUUGAGUUUGUCGUGCGCUACGAGACGUCUGAUGGAGACUACUGGGCCAAUAACUCCCAGAUGAACUAUGUGGUGAAUCUGCUCCUGUCCUAUGAAGAGGAGUUGGCUCAGAAACACACCGACAUGCAGCAGUCAAGAGGUAUCCUCAAACCUCCAAAAGCCUACAGUAUGGAGGAUCCCUUCGAUUCAGAGGAGGAGCAGGAUAAAGACGAAGAAGAAGCAGGGUCCUCCAGGUCAGCUCUGAACAGACCCCCACCUCUCUGCCCGGUCAUCAUACAGCCCGAGAUCGACAUCGAGAUUGCGGUUCACCCAUCUGCUCCCGGUGUCCCACCCACCCAAGAGCUUCCAUCUGCUGAUGGCUCACUGUCCGCUAUCACUGUAUCCCCAGGUGAACUAUUCCCGUGUAUGUCUUCCGAAACCACACUUCAAACUAAUUCAUCCUUUAUACUCCAGCCAAAUAAGUCACAGCCUUUACCCAGACUCCACUGUGAAUUAGAAUUAGGCAACCAAACGUCAGAGCAGCCAAUAGACGGAGGUCCCUGCGCACUACUGCCUGAUUCAAAUCCCUCUGCGAAACAAGAGUCAAGUCCGAGAUCACACAGCUCCCAGGCUUCCUCUCCCUCUGAGGCCUCAUGCGUGGAGAUGAAUCUGUGGGAAGCACCAGGAGAGGACGAGUCAACCAACAGCCGUCCUUGUCUUGAACUGCCUCCAGAAUGUGUCUCAGCUCCCAGUGCGACCCAGCAGGAGGUUGCAGUGGGAAUUAGUGAACUUUCUGCAGGGGGUUACACCAGAUCUGCAGAACAUCACAAAGGCAGUAUGACCGAAAUCGUGUCUCCUGAGGCAGAAAGUGACGAAUCUCUGAGAGAAGCAGACGGUGAGGAUCCACCAUCGCCUGAACUCUCAGAGGCUUUUCAGUCGACCUGGGAAGAGAUGGAAGAUGCUCCCGAGACUUCCCCUGACGCAUUACUAGAGAAUCCACCAAACACAGAGGUUCCCAAACUUCAUACUGAGCAUGACGCUAACAUAAAUCUGAUGCCGUCCGUCAUCUUUCUGAGUGGAGUUGUCUCGCUCUCCAUAGUGUUGCAGGAACCCACCGCCCUGUUCAUCAUCGGGCUGCUUCUGGUCCUGUAUCAGUUUUAAUUAUGCCCCCAAAGUUCGUUCUCACGUUAAAGUGCCUUUUCGUGAUUCCACAAAAGCCAAUAAGUAAAAAGAAAUCACACAUAAGUCUGUCGUUGAAGUUGUUGUGUAUCAUUGUGUGAGUGUUUCUUCAGUGUUUCCAAAGUAUAAUACAAGGAGGAAGUAUUUACACAAAUAUCGGUCAUACUUUUGGUGAUAUUUCCGUGAAACAAGUGGUAAGUAAUCGAAUAGAAAUCAAUUAUAACCCCAUUUCUGCAACACUAAGGGCGCGUUCACACCUUUAUACAGUCUGUUUCACUCCUAAAGGUCGGUACAAAAGGAAAUCUCAAAAAGCCAGAAAAUGUAAACAAGUCUUGAUAGAAAUGUUGUUCAAUUAUUGGUUAUAAAGUUGGCUCCUCGUCGCGUAUGAGGUUCUCUCCUUUUUGUCGAUUUAGCAAUAAAUUGUAAAAUAUUACUAAUUUAGCGGCUGGCUAGUUAGCUAGCUAAACAGCUCAUUCUACCUUGCUCUAAUGCAACACUUGAAACUUGAACAAGUAUCCUAACAAAGUGGCUUCACAAUUGGCUAUGGCAUGGUGCUUUGCUGUGCUGUGAAAAGUUUGUCGAUGAAGUAUUAAGUUGUUAAAUGUUGGCGCUUUAAUUACUUAGCGGAUGGCUAGUUAGUUAGCUAGCUUUCUAUUUCAAAAAUGUCUGGUUACAGACAAUAAGCCAGAUGAGAGGCAAAUGAUGUGCAACGAAAGAGUGUGAAUUAAUAAUGAAGUUGUUAAACUUUACUCAUUCAGCAACUGGCUAGUUAGCUAGCUCGGCCGCUAAUUCCCCCAUGCUUUAAUGCUACACUGGUUAGCCUACAGAAUAUAAGCGGAACAGCGGCUAGGAGACUUCCCUGAACGCGCCCUAACACUAAAGCACAUUAUAUUACCUAGGUGUUUUGUAAUGUGUCUGUAGUUAAUGUAGCGUUAUAUAUGGAUUCAUUCAUCUGUCCUGUAAUGCACUUGUUUCUUCUUCUUUGUUGUUGUUAGCGUAGCUUAGGUUGUUGUCUAACCCGACUGCCAUGAUAACUUUUGUGAAUUCCAUGUGUUGUUUUGUUUUUAAUGAAGGACAACAAAUCUCACUGCAGUGGGAAGCUGAAGACAUUUGUUUUACAAAAUGUUAUUUUGUUUACAAAUUCAAAAAAUCUGGUUAUGUGAAUUAUGUUUUGCCUUAAUGCCUAAAUCAAACUGACCUGCAGUGAACAUCUGUUUGAAAUGAAUGCUGCCAGAGGGACAAUGUGGAAUCUUGUUUCGUGUCACAUGUGAAAGUGAUAUUUUUGUAUCAUUAGUAAACGAUCACAAAUGCACAUUUUGUUUGAUGAGUCUUCCUCUUGGAUCGAGCAAGUAGGGGUGGGAAUCCCAAGAAAAGCAAAAACACAAUAUUAUCACAAUACUAAAAGAUAUAUAUGAGUAUUGUGAUAACAAAUCAGAUCAGUAGAUUGCGAUGUAUUACCUUUUUCAACUGCACAUUUUUGCAGUUUGUCAUAAUCUGAGAUUGAUUUUUGCACAUUUUAGAUUCUUACUCGCCGAAGUCUCCAUCUUUGUUUUGACUCAUUUCAAGCCAAUACCGUGAAAACACUUUACGCACUUUCUAGUGGACUUUAAAAAAGCAAUUGUUACCAAACUAUUCUAUUUUCUAUAUUAAUUAUUUAUAUAGCAACAGACUAGUACAUGGCGACCAUGUUUAAAAAUCACAUAGCGAUACUAUGCUGUAUCUUAUCUUCCCACCUACUUGCUAUCUAUCCCAUAUUGUUGUUGUUGUUGUUGUUACAGAAAUAUAUUGAAAUAUUACAGCACUACUUUGACAACCUCACAGUCUGAGGCACUGAAUGACGUUUGAAGUGAUGAAAGUUUUUGCAGAGUAUUGCCAUUAAACGUGGUUCUAUAUCCUG